Messenger RNA from Actinia tenebrosa (Australian red waratah sea anemone), 1029 nucleotides. RefSeq names its product N-acetylneuraminate lyase. The record is from RefSeq and is a predicted model, not a curated record. Gene Ontology annotation, molecular function: lyase activity. Lineage: Eukaryota; Metazoa; Cnidaria; Anthozoa; Actiniaria; Actiniidae.
UCCGCCAAAUUUUCCGCAAGAUUUUUUCUAGCUGCUGCUUCUGCUGCUUUUAUUUUUUUUACCUCAGGAAAAAUUUGAAGAUGAAUGCACACAAAUUUAGUGGGUUGAUUGCUGCUACAUUCACACCAUUUGACGAGAAUGGUGAGCUGAACUUGGAUGUAAUUGAUGAAUAUAUUAAUUUUUUACUUGAUGAAGACAUAUUUGGCAUUUUUGUGGCAGGAGCAACUGGUGAAGGGCUUAGCAUGACUGUACAAGAGAGAAAGGAAUUAGCUGAAAAGUGGAUGAAAGUGGGAAAUGGAAAGCUGAAGCACAUCAUUAUACAAGUUGGUGCUACAAAUCUUAGGGACACAAUUGAACUGGCCAAACAUGCAGAGAGUAUGGGAGCACAUGCCAUAGGAGUCUUACCACCAUUGUUUCCGAGACCUGCAACUAUAAAUUCUUUUACUGAGUACAUGAGGCAAAUUUCAAUAGCUGCUCCUAAAACUCCAAUUCUUUAUUAUCAUAUACCAGAGAUUACAAGUGUUAAUUUUUCCAUGGAAGACUUGCUUACUCUUGCAUCUAAAUCAGUACCAACAUUGGCUGGCAUCAAAUUCUCAUCAGCCAAUUUAAUGGACCUAAGAAGAUGCCUUUUGUUGGAUGGUGGAAAAUUUCAAAUGCUCUUUGGAAAAGAUGAGCAAUAUCUUGGUGCUGUUGCUUUGGGAGUCAAUGCAGCUAUCGGGUCGACGUACAACUAUAUGGGGCCCACGUAUAAUCGCAUGGUCGAGGCCUUCGCUAAUUGUGACAUGGAAAGGGCGCGUCAAGAACAGGAUCGUUCUCAGGCUCUGGUUAAGGUCUUGCAGAAACAUGGUGGCCACAACGGAGUCCAAAAAUCUAUUAUGAAACUUCGAGGUCUUGACGUGGGAUACCCGCGCCUUCCCGUGAUGCCCCUGGAUGAGGAUCAAGUUGAUAGUUUGAAGAAGGACUUGCAAGGUAUUGGUUUCUUUGACUGGUGUAAGUAAGAGUUCCUGAAAAAAGACGAAAUACUUUUAA